Messenger RNA from Sphaeroforma arctica JP610, 1334 nucleotides. RefSeq lists its product as hypothetical. The record is from RefSeq and is a predicted model, not a curated record. Lineage: Eukaryota; Ichthyosporea; Ichthyophonida. The transcript has a single exon. The coding region runs from base 54 to 911 and encodes 285 amino acids.
CAUAUACAGUUACUCAUUCAUACAUAACAGCAUCACAAACACAACCGCUGAAGAUGGUGUUCACUCAAAUAACACUAAUAUUGUGCGCAACACUGCUUUUAUCAGGCACCAGUAUUGCCAGACGCCAAGCAGAAAGUGACUAUAAUGAGAUUUUCAAUACCUACAACUAUCCCUUGACUUGGUCAGGUAGAUAUCUAGAAUGGAAAGGCUACAAUGCUGAGACUCUGCAGUUUACAAGCUUUCCCGCCAUGGAUAGUAGUAGCGAGUUCAAGACCGCGGACGGUAUUUGCUUGAUACUCGCAACGACCAAUGGAUUCUCCACAGUUGAAAUCGGUGCAUGCAAUGGUCAGCUGUUUACACCUGUUUCAACCACGAAUGAGCUGAGGAAUGAAAAUCCCCCGAUUGGUGUGUGUGCUGAAGAGGAUAGUUUGCAAUACUUCAAAGCAUGUCCCUCUACAGAAUCUGGAGAACUGUGCCUCGGAGAAAAUGAAGGAUACGCAUCAGUUCGACCCUGCAGUGGAUAUGUGGCUAAGUUGCUGAUUCAAAACUUUGAUGAAGGAGACAAGCCCAAACCAACAGAGGUGACGGAGGCGAAAGGUUCAGGUACAAAAUACUCAUGUGCCGAUGUGAUCUGGUACGUUAACGUAGUGGAUGAAUACUUCAAUCCAGCAGCCUCAAAACAGUACCCUGUAUUUCAGCGCUUGGCCUGUGUACAGGUAUCUGAUAGCAAGUGGUAUGCAACCGAGACUAUUCAGCACGGGAAAACUUGCAUAGCGAAUACAGAUCGUUCUGCCUGUAAGGAGUACAAUACGGUAUUAAACUGCCGGACGGCUCAGUACAAUACCGAAAAUAUUAUGAAAUACAAUGGCCCGGAUUUCAAUCUCAUUCGUGAAGGAGCCAUGUGCUUGUGAGUGGACCCAGAAUCGACUUCACAGUACAAAAGCAUGUAUAUUCGUGCCUUUUACGAACAAUCAACGGGUCUUACCAAUUGGAUGGCUGGUGAUGAAGUUGGCAAGUGUGACACGUACGCCAAUGGCAAAGAUUGCUUUGCGAAACUAACUAAAAUUCCCGAUGUAUCUGGCACUAAGGAAUGUGCCGACAAGGAUCAAAGCAAUGAAAGUAGCUGGUGCUACCAGGUUGCGCAGUUCAUGACGUUUUACCACUUGUAGAGAACAAAUACGUAGACCAAUAGACCUCGGCUUGAAAAAGACCAUCAACGAGUUAGUUUGUUCAAUACACUGCACAAUAUAUAAAUAACAGUAAUAAACUAGCAACAGAUCCGCUUGCCUUGAGUAUGUUGAACAUAAAAAACAUGGUUUAUAUUCCAACACGGA